UUACGUACUGGUACCGUAAAAAUGGCACAGACGACAAAGGUGUUUUACAAUUAAGAUGAGCCGAUACAAGGAAGUUUAUGACUGAUAAAACUUUCUACGUUCCUAAAGCUUUUAACUCCCAGCAAAAAUAUCUUAAAUCAAUUUUAAAGUAAUUUAUUUUGUUUCCUUUAUGGAAAAAGUGUUUUACUGUGUUUAGACUUUUCAAAACCAGUUUAAUAUCAGUCUAUUUGUUUUGCUUGGUGAGCUCUGGUGAAAAAAUGUUAAACCCACACAUAGAAAUGACUUACAGGAAGUGUACAGUAUGGACAGGUGCCUUUUUAUAUUUCGCAGAUAUUGAUGAAUGUGCAGUGGGCGUUCACGGUUGCCUCAAUGGAACAGCCACGUACAUAAACACUAUUGGUUCUUACAACUGUUCUUAUAACCAUGGUUACGUUAGGGACGGAAGUACAAGUUACAGUGUGCAGUCACCUGAAUAUCAAAAUCCUUCAAGUCUUAAAGAUGCCAAAAGGAAAGCAACUUACUCCGGAAGUAGUUCAGUAUGCGACAGUUCACUCGGUCCAAAUUGGUUUCGUUUUCAGGGAGCAGCCGGAAAUAAAAUGGCUGCCACAUGUGUCCCAACUCAUCAUUGUCGUAUCUUAACAUUUCCAUCGACUCUGUUCUUCGUGGGAGAACGUCUUGUUAACCACACCAUAGCAGACAUCAGUGUGAUUGACAGAGACACGUGUAAAUAUCGUUGUUACCUCGACCAUAACUGUGUCAGUGUUAACUUUUAUUUUGGGCAAAAUGGAGCAGAAGCACACAGCUGUGAACUGAAUAACUCCACGGAUAUUGAUGAAUGUGCAGUUGGUGUUCAUACUUGCCUUAGUGGAACAGCUACAUGUACAAACACUAUUGGUUCAUACAACUGUUCUUGUAACCAUGGUUACGAAGGAGAUGGAAGGACAAGUUGCUUUCAUCCUACCGUGAGCGAGGGUAUAGUCACAAGGCAGGUCUGUUUUAAUUGGUCAGGAGGAUGUUGUGAUUGGUCCAUCAACAUCCAAGUAAGGAAUUGCAACGGAUAUUUUGUGUAUUACAUCAGUGGUACGCCUCCAUCGCAUCCGUGUCACUUGCGAUAUUGUGGUGCUGACUAAAGCUUUCAUGAAAACAAUACUAAGGCCGGUUAGCUUUUAGACCGAGUAAAAUAGAGUAGCCACAUAUAUACUACUGAUUUCACACGCAAGGAUUUUGUUUCUUGUUUUGAAAUGAAAGUGAUGUUGGUAGUCAUAGUUCUUGAACUCGCACACGAAUAUUUUCCCGAAGAAAUUAACAUGUAAAUAUUCCUUCACGUCAUUCAACCAGGUAAUGGGUGGAGAUAUUAGUAUUCAGCAAUAAGUUUUUGAAGAAAAUGAUCAAAAUUUAAAUAGAAAUAACGAAUUGCGGUGUAGGGUUACAAACGCUUUUCUACGUUUAAAGUAUACUUAUGUCCGAUAUCAACCUCCACUCUUCUGAACUCGGUCGUUACAGAAUUUUUUUUGUAUUUUUUCGAGAGUAGUCGUGGUAGAAGGACAUGGGAGGCAUCAAUGAGGCCACAUUUAGUCUUAUACCACAAAUCAGCGUUAGGCUGUGAAUUCUUUUUGAAGUUGUGCCGAUAGCCUUUCUAAAUCAUUUGUAACUUGAUGUACGUCAGUGAAAUAAUGAGAAAUAAAAAUCAAAGUUAUUUUU
Molecule: messenger RNA, 1701 nt
Organism: Stylophora pistillata
Lineage: Eukaryota; Metazoa; Cnidaria; Anthozoa; Scleractinia; Pocilloporidae
Molecular function (GO): calcium ion binding
Source: RefSeq, a predicted model, not a curated record